Melanaphis sacchari is the source of this 1080-nucleotide messenger RNA. RefSeq names its product thymidylate kinase. Gene Ontology annotation, biological process: dTDP biosynthetic process; dTTP biosynthetic process; dUDP biosynthetic process. Gene Ontology annotation, cellular component: cytosol; cytoplasm; mitochondrion. NCBI's taxonomy places the organism in Eukaryota, Metazoa, Arthropoda, Insecta, Hemiptera, Aphididae. Gene Ontology annotation, molecular function: ATP binding; dTMP kinase activity. Bases 368 to 1006 code for a protein of 212 amino acids. The transcript is spliced from 2 exons. The record is from RefSeq and is a predicted model, not a curated record.
UAGAACAAUAUUAAAUAUUUUUUUUGUAGUACAUCGAUGCCCUCAGCGGCUCAGCAUUCUAGUCGUUCAGUUUCAAUUUUAAGCUACAAGUAUUCAACUUGCAUCUUAUUAGUUAUUAAUUUUAAUUUACUAUAGUUACUAGUUAGUUGUUAUAAUUCGUCUGUAUUCGCCUAAAUUGAGUAGCAGAGAUCAAUGUUUAAUUAACGUCGGUCAAAUUUAUUUUAUCUUAACUCGUAUCGAUUUCUACACGGUAUUCCUAUUGCUAUUUCACCGACGUUUGUCAUUUCGUUUUAUGUGAAUUCUGACAACCUUUGCAAAGAUAUCUCUCCACUGUCUCGUCGUUGAUUAAUUUUGGCAAUUUAACAAAAUGACAAAGUCUGCUGUGCGAGGUGCAUUAAUUGUUUUGGAAGGCUGUGAUAGAUCAGGAAAAACAACUCAAUGUACAAAAUUAGUUGAAGCUUUAAAUAGUAUGAAAAUACCAGCAAAAAAAAUAUCAUUCCCAGAUCGAUCUACUCCUAUUGGUUCAUUAAUCAAUGAUUAUUUAUCAAGGAAAAUAGAGUUACCAGAUCGAUCAGUACAUUUAUUAUUCACUGCUAAUCGUUGGGAACUAGAACCAGAAAUUCGUAAACAAAUCGAAUCUGGUGUAACAUUAAUUGUGGAUCGAUACUCGUAUUCUGGUGUAGUUUUUACAAGUGCCAAACAAUGUGUAGAUUUUAAUUGGUGUUGUGGUCCAGAAAAUGGUUUACCUAAACCAGAUUUAGUACUGUUUUUAAAAUUGUCAACCGGAGAAAUGGUUAAACGGUCUGGUUUUGGUGAUGAAAGAUAUGAAAAUAUUGAAUUUCAGCAUAAAGUGGAUAAAAAUUAUGAUAAAUUUUCAAACGAUAAUUUUAUUCAAGUAAAUGCAGCUCAAGACAUAUCAAGCUUAACAGACACUCUUUUAAAACAAGUUGUAAAAACUAUAGACACUGUUAAGAACCAAAAAUUAGACAAUUUGGUUUUGCAAUAAGAUAAUGUUAUUAAUGGUAGCGAUAUUUUUUCAAAUUAAUUUGUCUAUAUUAUGUAUUUGAUACUUCAUUAAAU